AUGCCUUCCUUACUGCAUACUGUUGUGCAGAGCAACUGCAGCUUCCUGCUGAAGUGUUGCCUCUCUCCUUUAGAACUGUAUACGUAUGGCUACGACGAAGAUUAUCUGUCACGGGGAUGUUACGAGCAAGAAGUCAAAAGCUCAAAGAGGAGCGUUGAUAGAUUGCUACGUAUAAUGUCAGCAAGAUUUAAAUGGGGGGCUUCUUGGGAAGGCUUCCUCCAAAGUCCAAUGGGUGUCACAGGUCGUUACCGAGACAUUAUCGAGGGAUGUAUGAAGAGAAGAGGUUAUCGGUGGCAUUCGACGAAAAAUCUAAACCAUCUCGCAGGAGUGACUCAGGCAUCCAAUGCAACGGCGACGAAAAGCAAAAGCAACAACACCCUAGGAACUAAACGGUUCCAUUCCAACCACAAAACGUCUAAUAUUCAUAACCGGAGAUCAAGAUCCACCACAACACCCCCCUCCAGAACAACCCAAUUCCCCACUCCUUGGGUGUCUAUACCUUCAGGUCCAUACCCUCCUUAG
This is a messenger RNA of Lindgomyces ingoldianus, 522 nucleotides long. RefSeq lists its product as uncharacterized. Lineage: Eukaryota; Fungi; Ascomycota; Dothideomycetes; Pleosporales; Lindgomycetaceae. The record is from RefSeq and is a predicted model, not a curated record. The transcript has 7 exons. Bases 1 to 522 code for a protein of 173 amino acids.